This is a messenger RNA of Lytechinus pictus (painted urchin), 4457 nucleotides long. RefSeq names its product 1-acyl-sn-glycerol-3-phosphate acyltransferase alpha-like. Lineage: Eukaryota; Metazoa; Echinodermata; Echinoidea; Temnopleuroida; Toxopneustidae. Gene Ontology annotation, biological process: phosphatidic acid biosynthetic process. Gene Ontology annotation, molecular function: 1-acylglycerol-3-phosphate O-acyltransferase activity. The record is from RefSeq and is a predicted model, not a curated record. The coding region runs from base 902 to 1792 and encodes 296 amino acids. Gene Ontology annotation, cellular component: endoplasmic reticulum. The transcript has 7 exons.
AUAACUGAACGGAGACAUGGUCUGUAACUGAGCAUUGCGCUCGAAGACGGGGUCAUAUGCCAAGUCGAUCGGGCGAUUAUGAUAAUUUCACCCAUGCAGUGCAGUGCACCGCGCACACAUUCCUCAAUAGAAUAGCAGGCUAUAUUAGCAAGUUCGUCACCACAGCUGGGCCGAGGUGUAUUUGGUUCCCUUUGUUUGCAUUUCUUUAUUAGAUGUCCAUAUUUUGAGCGCGCAAUCAAUUUUUUUAUAUCCUGUCUAUCGUCAAUGAGUCGUCUGCUAUCAGCAGGUCGCACUUUAGUUGUCAGAUGCACUUGAGCUUUGGACAACGUGUAAGAUGCGCACCCACGUCGACCGGUCUGUUGUUAUAUCUGCAUCACAGUACACAUAAUGGAAUCAACUUCUGACAUGACAGACAACAGCUGUAAUCAUGACGGAAUCAUGCAGCUUUCGUGGUGACUUCCGGUCUAUAUACGGAAGAAAGCAAUAGCUGAACGCACUGGAGAUCUCGCUUUUCUCAAUCACCUUUGACUGAAUGAACCGUUCAAAUCUUUCACUCAUCUCCGGGGCCAACUCAAGAAAUUGCACAAUAGAAUAGCAUUGGGUCAGCCAGCCAUUCACAGACCAUACAGUCCUUUUGACUCUGAAUAGGCUGUCGAAGUGGUUUUAAAUUCAGCGCAGUCUGCUGGAGGUUUGCGGUCUUCCUUGUUAAAUCAAUAUUGUUUACAUAACAUCAUGUCUACUGUAAUACACGUGGCCCUUUCCCUUUCAUAAUGAAGAGGUCAUAAACGCACAAACGGCAAAGCGAGUUUCCGGGGCAUGCAUGGGGAAAAUGGUUGAAACGUGUACGAUUAUAUAACGCUUUUCCAGAGUCUGAACAUCAAUAAGACAAAACAGUAUUACGAUGGAGGAUCAAAUUGUGUAUGAGAAUACAACGCACUCGUCGCCGGGUUCAACAUUGAGGUGUACAGUGUUUUUCGUGGUGACGGUUGGAACUGUGAUUUUGGUUACGAGAAGCAGGUUUGGAGCAUUCUACGCAAGGUACUUGACUGUCAUCGCUUCAUAUAUGAUCUUUGGAAUACUCUUCAUCCCCUUGCUGAUGCUGAACCCUGGGAGUCCCGAGAACGCCAGGUGGUUAGUGAAAUACGGGAAGUACUUCCAGUUACCUCUUUGUCGUCUCACCAUCAAACGGCGAGGAUGUUCGUACCCAGAAGGUCCCUUCGUCGUUGUCUGCAAUCAUCAAAGCUCUCUAGACAGCCCAAUCAUUUUGCAUGAGGACAUUUGGCCUGGAAAUUGCGUUGUGAUAAUGAAGAAGAUGAUGAAAUACACGGGACCCUUCGGAUUGUGUCUGAUCCUGAGUGGGACGAUAUUUGUUGACAGGAAGGACUCGGCAAGCGCAAAGGACAUGUUACGUAACGCAGUGGCUGCUAUUCAAAAAUUUAAGCGUCGUGUUUGGGUGUUUCCAGAGGGAACUCGCAGACUGAAAGCCCGAAAACAAUCGGAGGAACCAUUGCUGCCAUUCAAGAAAGGUGCUUUUAAUUUAGCUGUCCUCGCGCAGGUUCCUAUCGUUCCAGUAGUAUUGUCGUCACAAGAUGAAUUCUUCAGUUUCCAUGAACAUAUAUUCGAUCCAGGUGAAGUAACGUCAACAGUAUUACCUGCUAUUCCUACCACUGGUUUGACGUUAGAUGAUGUACCAAGACUAGCCGAAGACGUUCGAGAUAAAAUGAUAGAUGUAUUUUUAAACCAGCAUGAAAAUGGUCAUGUGGUAACAGGGAACUGCGAAUCCAAAGACUGAUUGUUCAUUUUCGAAACCAAUCACUCAUCUUCUUAAUGCUAUAAAUGAUACUGUACAGGGUUAUGAAAUAUGAAAUUUACAAUUGUACUUACAAACUUCAAAGUAUAAUGUAUGUAACGUAUUCAAAGCGUAUUCUGUCACAGAAUGCUGUUCUCCGAUUCACGAAGAACGACACCGCAUUCCAGAAUUAUCAUUCCACUAUUCAUAAAGACAACGACAUAUAGGCUAGUACACUUUGUAGUUUUGUACUACCUAUGUCUCACGAAGAUGUGUUAUGAACGGUUUUACAAAUAUCUUCUACACUGCAAAGCCAAAUGGGCUAAGAAUAAAUUCUCCAAGUCAGCUAAAGUUGAAAUAUAAUAUUCAAAUUCUUACCAAAACUACUUACUGAUUUAAAUGACAUAAUUUAAUUUGGCUUGUUGUGAUAAUAGGCCCUGCAUAUCCGAGAGUAAUAUAUGUAGCAUCUCAUUUGACGCUUCAUGUAAGUCAAUAGUAAAUUUGUUAAGUUCUGCAAACUCUUUUUUAAAUAAAUAAGUGAGGGACUUUGCUUCAAUUUUUUUUGCAUGUUUAAGUUGAAAGAGGAUAUGAUGAGCAUUUCAUAAGCAUUUUUUCUAAACGUACAUUAAAAAAGUACUGUAGGUAUUUAAAAUAAUAAAUGGGGGACUGCCCACCCCAUCCCCUCCCAAUUAACACACCCACUGCGAUGCUUGUAUAUUUUAAGGAUGUGACCAAUGGGGUAUUUGAACACCGACGAAUGGGCACUACCGAGAUGCUGAGAUAUCCUCUUUUUUGUCUGAAACUGCUCACUAACUAAACGUAUAUGUAAUGUACCAAUCUUACCAUCAGAGUUAUGGCUCUUAUUAACCCUUUGUUGUUAAUUCCUACUCAACGAUACACAUAUAUUUACUAUUAAACUUACAUGUAAGCCCAGUGCAGCCCACAUCUCCAUUAUUUUAUCUUCAAGCUCAUAAUUUUGUUUAAAAAUCUGCUGUUUUACUGCGUUAGCCAUAUCCUGCCAAUUCUUUGUAUGAGUUCAACAGAUUGUGCUGUAGUAGAUGAAUUUACAAUAUUCGAAAAUGUAAUCUGAAGUUGUCAAAUUUGUUUAAAGUAGUGACGAACUGACAAUGGCUAUAUCAUUCAUCAGUUCUUUUGCUAGGCCUAUAUAUUUUUAGACAGUAUAGAUCACGGCUGUAUCACUGCCAAAACGUGUACUAUGAAGUAUGAACAAAGAGCAAGACAUCAAUUGUAUUACAACUAAAGAACACUUAUAGUUCAUUAUUUUGAUAAAAGAGCUUUUACAAAAGAAAAGUAUUAUUGAACCAAAUUUGGCACUUACAUGUAUAUUGGUAUCCUAAUGAAGUGCAUUAUAUUAUCAGUAUUAGUAUUUUAGGGAGGCGCAUCAGUAAACUCCUUAAAGGGGAAGUUCAUCCUGAGAAAAAAUUUAGGGUAAAAAUAGCAGGCAAAAUAAUAAUAAAUAUUGCCGAAGGUUUCGGGAAAAUCCAUAAAAGGAUGAAAAAAGUUAUUAGAAUUGUUAUUCUUUGAUUGGUGACGUCAUUAUGCAAGCAGCUUUCUUACAUAUCGUAUGGUAAAAAAUCAAUGAGAUAUCAUUUUCUCAGAAAAUUGAAAACGAAUUUUACUGUACCUUCAGUACAUCAAUAAUCAAAUCUAUUUCACACCCGUUUAAAAAAAGUUAUGCAUUUUAUAUUACAAAACAUAUGGAGAAGUUGCUCGUUUAUGACGUCACAGAUCCAAACCUUACAAUUCUAAUAACUUAAUCUUUAAUGGAUUUUCCUCAAACCUUCACCAAUAUUUUUUUUCAUUUUUUCUGCUAUUUUUGCAACAGGGUGAACUUCCCUUUAAUUUGAGUAUUGAAAUUGAAUUUGGUAAUAGGUCAGAAUUACAGCAUACUUUUCUUUUGUAUUUUGAUCAUAAUCUUUGAUAUCAUACCAAAGUCAAAGAUAAGCACAUUCUGAUUUUCACCAUGCAAAUAAAAUCGAUUCUAAGCAACCCCCCCCCCCCCGUGUGGUGGUGGUAGGUUAGGUCCAGGGCCGAGACUAUGAUGUUAAGAUAUGAAAUAUUUGAGUGAAGAGGCCGAGGUGAUUGGGGUUUUAUGAAAAUAUUCAAUAGCUUCAGUUAGACUAGGUUUUAUUCAUGAUUUAUGUUUGUGUAUUUUGUAAAUUUCUGUUUUAUUUUGUGAAUAUUUGACACUUAAACAUGUUAAACAAAGAUUGAGUACGUUGAGUUGGGUUUUAUUGUAACACUAAAGGAAAAAGAGAAAAUGCAAAGUGUUAAAUAUAAGAGUCUUCAAUGUAUCUAUUAAUUUGUAUAGAGAUGAUUUUUAUUUGAUAUAUGUAUUUCAUUUUGUAUAUGAAUUGAAGUUGUUGACAAAUAAAAACUUGAUACAAAAAAAAUUUAACCAACCUUGGUCUCUUUCUAAUUACAUCAUAUAAAAAUACGUUACAUACACGUAUACACAAAAUUAAACGCAUAUUAUUUGAACGCAGUUAAAAUUGUGUGGCAGUAAUCUCGUUUCCUAUCGUAUUUGACCAAUUUGUUAGAGAAGAAGUGGUGUACAUAGCAUGUUGAUUUUAAUAAUAUGUAUGUACAAUCUGCCGAAAUUUAAACAAUGAAAAUAAGUAUUAAAUAAUAUAUUUCAAGUUUAUAA